AUGGUAUCGCUCGAGCCAGGUACUUUGAUAUGGGCGAAAAUUCCCUGCACACCCUGGUGGCCGGGGCGAAUAGCCGACGUUAGCGAUGUCGCAUGCAUCCCUGUUCCGGGGAGGAAACUCAAGGACACACAAGUGUUUGUGGCCUUCUUCGGAGAAACAACUGU
This is a messenger RNA of Sphaeroforma arctica JP610, 164 nucleotides long. RefSeq lists its product as hypothetical. The transcript has a single exon. NCBI's taxonomy places the organism in Eukaryota, Ichthyosporea, Ichthyophonida. The annotation marks the transcript as partial. The record is from RefSeq and is a predicted model, not a curated record.